Molecule: messenger RNA, 6213 nt
Organism: Dunckerocampus dactyliophorus (ringed pipefish)
Lineage: Eukaryota; Metazoa; Chordata; Actinopteri; Syngnathiformes; Syngnathidae
Gene: lmo3
Product: LIM domain only 3
Exons: 4
Coding region: 2910-3410 (166 amino acids)
Biological process (GO): positive regulation of transcription by RNA polymerase II
Cellular component (GO): nucleus
Molecular function (GO): DNA-binding transcription factor binding; transcription coactivator activity
Source: RefSeq, a predicted model, not a curated record
UCUAGUCAACUUGGAGCCAAAUCAACUUGGCAGGAUGCUUAAUCGAUUGUCAAAAGACGUAUAUCCUAGUGUGGCACAAGUAUGCUAAAAGUUGAGUCACUUUGUCGGCAGGACACUUAAUCGAAUGUCGAAAAACACAUAUUUCAAUGUAGCAAAAGGCUUCUAAAACUUGAGUGACGUUUUUGGCAGGAUGCAUAAUCGAACAUCGAAAAGAAAUAUAUCUCAUAUAGCACAAGUAUUUCAAAUGUGUGACUUUUUUUUGGUAGGAUGCUUAAUCAAAUGUCAAAAAGACAUAUAGCUCAAUAUAGCAAAGUGUUGGAAAAGCUGAGUGACUUUUUUGGGUGCUUAAUCAAAUGCAUAAAAGUAGUAGUAAAAGCAGUAUAAAAGCAGUAUUCUGAAAAGCUGAGUUUUACUAUUUACUUAUGCAUCUACAGUCCUCCCUCACUACAUCAUGGUUCAAAUAUUGCUCCCUCACUAUACUACGUUUUUUUUUUAUUAAUUAAUAAACAAAUUAUCACUGUUUGGUGGUUGACUACGGCCUAUUUUUAAUAAAGAAAAUAUUGAAAGGCAAGUUAUAUGUAGUAUUGUGGUCACAAGGCAACAGUAAUGCUACAUGGAUGAGAGAUGAAGUUAUAUUACACUACCUUAACACUGCAAGGAGUCAGUCAUGGCAUGUACGACACAAAAGAGUGAAAAAAAGUUUUCCUCCCCUUCCGUGUGGAAGUGGUAAGGUUUUGGCUUCUUACUUUCUUCCUCACUCCAUUUGAAGCACUUUCUUAAGGUUAGAAUAAGUAAGUUGGAGAGGCUAAAUAGUUAGCUUGAUAGCGGUGGCCGUCUCUUAUGUCACUGCAGUGAUCUCGUAGCCUGCUCAAUGUGGCGUAAACAAAGAAUAAUCGAAGUGUAAAGGUGACUUUUGCAUGUCUUCAGGGCUCUAAUAAGAAUUGUAAAAACCGUAUUUAGAAAGUCAUAAACAGGCUUUCUAUGCUGGAACUUCAUUUACUAAUUUUGAACCGUACUUUGGAAAUUAACUUAUCACGGUUGGGUCUAGAACCAAUUAACCGCGAUAAGCGAGGGACGACUGUAUUUAGUUUGGAGUCUAAUCAACUCGGCAGGAAGCUUAAUCGAAUGUCAAAAAGGAGCAUAUCUCAAUAUAGCACAAGCAUUCUAAAAGUUGAGUGAUUUUUUUGGCAGGAAGCUUAAUCGAAAAGCGAAAAGAUGUAUAUUUGAAUAUAGUGCGAGGCAUCUGAAAUUUGAAUUACUUUUUUGACAGUAUGCUUAAUCGAACGUCGAAAAGACGUGUAUUUGAAUAUAGAGCAAGUAUGCGGAAAGUUGAAUGACUUUUUUGGCAGGACAUUUAAUCGAACAUCGAAAAGCUGUAUAUUUGACUGCAGGGCAAGUAUUCCGAACAUUGAAUGCCUUUAUUUGGCAGUACAUAUACUCAAACGUCGAAAAGACGUAUAUUUGAAUACAGUGUUCCCUCGCUCCAUUGCGGUUCACCUUUCGCUGACUUGCUAUUUGGUGGAUUUUGUCGAUCAAUUAUAGUGUUUUUUUUAACAGCGUAUGAACCCGUUACAGGCUGAGCCUGGCCCUUUAAGAAGAACUGCAUUGUGGGAAGUUGAGUGUUGUAGUUCUCUGCUUUGGCAAAGGCAGUGGUGUCUGUAUUUUUUAUCUUCUGUCUGCACCGCCCAUUGUAUUCUGCGUGCUGAUUGGCUGUAGAACAUGCCGUCUCCUGGUGUGGUCAUGGCUAUCAAACUAGCUAACCGUGUAAGCUGCUUGCUAACUGCCAAUACUGUAAACAAUAGAAGAAACAGAAGAAGCUAACCGUGUGAGGACAAUAUGACGACAGGAGCAAUUUGUUUUAAGACGGAUACAAUGAGAAAAGUGUAUAAAGUAUAUGGUGAGGGUUUUUACAGCCUUAAAACAUAAUAUAAUUUGCUUAUUGCAGGCUAUUUUGGGAACCUAUCACCCCCGUGAUAAACGAGGGAACACUGUAUAACGCAAAUAUCCUGAAAGUUGAAUUACGUUUUUGGCAGGAUGCUUAAUCGAAUGUACAUUUCCAUAUAGCACAAGUACGGUAAAAGUGGAAUGACUUUUUUUUUCACUAUUUAGCCAUCUGUUCAAUUUGGAGCCUAAUGAAGUCGGCAGGAUGCCCAAUUGAAUGUCGAAAAGACUGUUUUGGUGCAAGUGAAUGAGUUUUUGGUUGGUCUCAUAAUGGGGUGAUCAUUCCUUCUUUGUUCCGACGCUCACUUUACACAUGCAUUGGUUUUUUCACAUCUUUUCCAAACUUUUGAAGCAGUCUUACACACUUUUUGAUAGUUCUAUGGGCACAAAUGACAAAAAAAGUGGUCGUUCUGCAGCUGUUGAGUAGUAAAUGAUGGUGGUGGUGAGGAGGAGGGAGGAGGUCAGCAUUCUGCUGAACUGGGCUCACUUUGACGGACUUUAUUGGCUGGUUGACUUGUAGGUGAGUUAAUUUGCAUGCGUGCAGUUGCAGUUUUAUAGGUUGUUCUGGGCUUGUGCAAGGGAGCAAAAGCGGCGAUUGGGGGAAGCCACUCAGAUUAGACGGUGGCUGCACGGCGGAGGAGAAGCAUCUCUUUGUCGGGCUGUCAUUUGCCUCUCUCUCCCCCCCUCUCUCUCUCUCGCUCUCUCUCUCGCCCCCUCUCUCCUCUCUCUCUCUCUUACACACACACACACACAAACAGCUCCACACUUGAGCGCAAAACGCCACACUCGCAGCUUGAAUCUCGCGUUUUGAAGAUCGAAACCUGCACCUUGUUUUGUAUUUUUAUGCUCUCAUCGGCGGAAUUGGACCCCCUCCUCCCAGCCUCGUCUGAUAUAAAUAUAUAGGCUACAUACAAUACAUACAUAGGCAGUAUUUAACAACGCCAGCUGCUCUCUGGACCCUGCGGUGCAUGGUGCAUGCUGCUGAAGCGGCUCAACAAAUGCAGAAAAGGGACAAAAGUUUCGGUAUACAAAUGCUUUCCGUCCAGCCGGACACGAAGCCAAAAGGCUGUGCCGGCUGCAACCGGAAGAUCAAGGACCGCUACCUGCUGAAGGCCCUCGACAAGUACUGGCACGAAGACUGCCUUAAAUGUGCCUGCUGCGACUGCAGGCUGGGCGAGGUGGGCUCCACGCUCUACACCAAAGCCAACCUCAUCCUCUGCCGGAGAGACUACCUACGGUUGUUUGGUGUAACGGGGAACUGCGCAGCCUGCAGCAAGCUGAUUCCAGCCUUCGAGAUGGUCAUGCGGGCCAAGGAGAACGUCUACCACCUGGACUGUUUCGCAUGCCAGCUCUGCAAUCAGAGGUUUUGUGUGGGAGACAAGUUUUUCCUGAAGAACAACAUGAUCCUGUGCCAGACGGACUAUGAAGAGGGGCUAAUGAAGGAGGGCUACGCUCCCCAGGUUCGCUGACCCUCGUCAGGGUGGAAAGGAGAAAGGAGACAGGAGCCGGGGAAGACUGAUGGAGAGCUUGCAAUCACACAACAAAAAGCACUAUCCAGCUCCUGUCCCCCACGUGUACAUAAUGAAGCCUUCCUUGGGUGGGGAGGUACUUGACUGUACAGAAUAGCCAUAGAGACUGCAGGAUCGCAGGCCCCGGAAUCUGGCUACACAUAUGGGAGAAAAUAACGUUUUGUUUGUUGGUGACUGACGAAUGCUGCCGCUUUCCUCUUGGCAAACAAAACACUGGCCUCAGAACAACCAAAAGCAAGCUGCCGGACAGAUAUUUAUACGGCCAUAUGACAAGGACUGCACAGUCCAGCUACUUGAAUCUAGAACACACAGAGGUAUCAGUGGAACUGUUUGGGAAAGACACCUUUUUAACUGAUGUCGGUGUAUUCAAAUGUAAAUGUGGCUCAUCAAAUAAUGAUUAAUUUAAUUCCUGUGCGUGUGUGUGUGCGCGUUUUGAGUGGUUUCUUUUUCUCAUGCAGUCUCAGUUUGAUCUUCAGAAUCUGUCUCAACAUGGUUUUUCUAUGCUGAUUUCUAACAUACUCGUUUUUACAGACUGAUGCAGUGGAACCCGUUUAGGUCGAGCCUUUUUGUGUUGACCGUCCGUCUAAGUCGACCAACUCAUCAAGCCCCGUUCCACCAUGUUGUUCUUAUUUCUAAAAAGUGCCCGCUUAAGUCCACACACAUGUUGGACCGCUUCUGUUGACAUCAAAUUUCAGACCCGAAAAGGUGGUUUCAUGUAAAAUCAGUCAGUUUGUGUCGGCAUGCGUUGUAGUAUUGUUAACUUCACCGUCAUCGCUUGCGUUUUCUUGCAAAAGCAGAUUAUUGGUUAUGUCGACAACCUGUUAUGUCGACGUGCGUCAGCCAAUAAGCGAUUUCCACCACAUAGAAUACGGUGCAAAAGUCUUACGUCACCACUUUGUUGUUUUAAUUAACUUUUCAAAGCGGUAACGUUGACAAAACAUAGAUGGCACAAUUAUGCAAAGAAUCGAAGUCCGCUUUCCACAAAACUUGGUGAAGGCAGUGGAACAACAUUAUUAUGUUAUUAUAAUAAUAACAUUGUUUAAUUAGAACACACAUAUGGUGGUCUACAUUUUUCAGUUUUACAUCAUUGUACUGUAUUUGGUCAUUAUAGCAUUGCUAAUACAACAAAUCUAACGGGGCCGUAUGACUUUUUCAAUGUACUGCGCAUUUAGUGAGCCUUAAAAAAAGUUCAUGGUCAAGACCAGGGUGUUGAAAGUAUGGGGCCUCCCCUCGGAACAUACAGUAGAAAGGUUAGGCUUACAGUAUGUUGGGAAGACAUAACUUAACAUUUAAAAUAGCCCUGCUAGUAAAUAAAUAGGAAAAUUAAAUGCAAGAACCAUCCAUUCAGACUCUCCUCUCUCACCCUAGGACAGGGGUCGGCAACCUUUACCAUCAAAAGAGCCAUUUUGUCUCCUCUUCCAGUGAAAAAAAAAAGUCUGGAGCUGCAAAAAUGACACAGCUUAUAAACUUUUCAAAGUUUAGAAUCUUUUUUUAAAUUUUACCUGUUCCAACAACAAAAUUUAACCAGCAGAAGUGCAACGUGCAUUUGCUGGCCUGCUAACUAUAUAAGCCUUUUUUCAGUGGUUCCUGUCAUUGUGUAAAAUUCAAAAAAUCAAAACGUAGCCAACUUUAACAUAAAAAAGCCCAUCAGAGUUCACAUUUCUGCAUACCUGUGUUUCCUGCUCGAUACCGUUUACACCUGCGCUAAAUGAAUGUCAUCACCCGCCUGCGACGUUUGUUGCUUUUCUAUUGGUCCUGUCCUUGAGAGACAGACAAAGCACAGUAACAACAUCAACAAAAUAAUUCACUUUUAUUACAUAGGAUUGUUUGAGCAAAAACAACUUUUUUGCCCCCAAAGCACCUCCUCUGUCCAACAACUUAUUCCCUGAGUCUGAAAACGAUAGAACAAUAUAUAACGCUAUCAACAAUGUACUGUAACAAUAUGAGCGACACAGCAAAAAACACAUAUGAUAAAAUAUCAAUCUGAUCACACUAGUAUCGAUCAGAUCGAUCCGCCCACCCCAGUAGGAAAUAACCAAUCAAUUUUGCCUUUACUAUAGCUGAAGUUGGCUUUGCAAUUGUUCAAAAAUAUAAAUACAGUAUACUAUUUUAGUUUUUUUCAAGCUACUAGUCUAUGACUUCCAUCCACUCUCUACUGUAUCUUACACUUUGAAAACCACCGGAUGAAGUGAUUUCAUUCCUUUAACUACAUGAUCAUGUACUUUAUGUAGUAUCGGACUUCUUGGAUUUGGGAUGCAGCACAUAUUUUUUGAAUGAGGAGUGUAUUUAUGAACUCUUCCCAUUGGUCAAAGUAGACAGGGGGUCUGCUCAUGGAGGCUUGUUGUUGUAGCACAUGUACAGGUGUAUAAAAUUAUGUUGGGGGGGGGGUUUGUACAUUAUUUAUUUGUCAAGCGUGUGCAAAAUUUUGCAUUCUUUGAAUACUUGAAUGCAAUUAAUGAUUGAUGCGAUAUCAUUGCUCACAGAUAACGCCUCGUCAUCUUGAUCAUGCCUCUUCUUCCUCUGCAAACCGUCCAGCUCUGACUGUCAUUAAUUCUCCGCUCCCAAACAUCAUUUGUAAAAAGUGGGUGUACAUAAAAGAAUAUUUCCUUUUGCUUGCUACUACUGUACAAUUCUUUCUUUUUACGUGUCAUCCAGCAUGAGAUGUUUAUUUUUAGGACAACGCUUGUAAAUACUGUAAUUGUAAUAAUUUUAAGCACAAAUGUAAUACAGUUUUAUUGUGUUA